This is a messenger RNA of Drosophila nasuta, 379 nucleotides long. RefSeq lists its product as uncharacterized. The transcript is spliced from 3 exons. NCBI's taxonomy places the organism in Eukaryota, Metazoa, Arthropoda, Insecta, Diptera, Drosophilidae. Bases 2 to 379 code for a protein of 125 amino acids. The record is from RefSeq and is a predicted model, not a curated record. Gene Ontology annotation, molecular function: nucleotidyltransferase activity.
AAUGUGCUUAACUAAUAACAAGUUUGUUUGGUGUUUCAUACUAAUAACGGCAUUUGUAACCAUUACUAUAUGUGCAGAUACCGCGAUCUGCACUUCACAUUUUAAGAACAACACCGAAAAAUUGAUUUCGAAAAAUGAUUCAGAUGCAUUAAAUGAAUAUUGGCCACAGUUGGUAAAAGAAGUUGAGAUAUCCAAGCAGCUGAAAGUGUCUCCAGAUUUGGAGGAAAUUAAAAAUGAUCUGCUAUUGGCUCUUAAAUCGGCAUUUCCAAAAAACACAAUUGGUAUUGAUUUAUUUGGAUCACGUAUGACUGGAGUUGGGAAUGAAAAUUCUGAUAUAGAUAUUCAUGUGCAACUUGGUGAGAUUAAUAACUAUUAUUAA